CUCAGUACUCAGUGGUCGGUGCGGUGAAAAUGUUACUGAAAGUGCCAUUUAUUUGGAUAGGAUACCUACUAAUAGAUAGAUUUGUCUCAUUCGCCUUCGCAGGAACAUCCACCAUACAACUUAACACGAGUCAUGAGCCAUGUAAUGUGACUGCAUCUAGAGAACGAACCAUCAGUAAUAAUACCGUUGUCAUAGACUUGGGAGACGAUAUGCGUCUUGAAUUUAUUAGUCAACAUUACAUGAAUCGUAUAAUAUGCAACGUGAGUCACCCUUCGAACACCCCUUUUGACUUCAAAGUUAAAGAAAUCGAUCCAAAGCUGAAUCCCGAUAACCAUGAGACGAAACUUGAUCGUAUGGUUAUUACAAUUAAAAAUGAGCGUGCGGCGGAAAUGGAAAGCAAACAAGAAAACAACGGUACCUUGAAAUAUUUAUAUGCAAUGAAG
Ostrinia furnacalis (Asian corn borer) is the source of this 443-nucleotide messenger RNA. RefSeq lists its product as uncharacterized. NCBI's taxonomy places the organism in Eukaryota, Metazoa, Arthropoda, Insecta, Lepidoptera, Crambidae. The annotation marks the transcript as partial. The record is from RefSeq and is a predicted model, not a curated record. The transcript is spliced from 4 exons.